UUGCAUAAAACCUUGUAUAAAAUUUUUGAUUAUGGUGAUGUUACUGCAAUUUUUUAAAUAAGUUUCAUGAUGAACCUUACUUAAUUCAGUUAUAUUUAGUGAGAGCUGGAAGCAAUAAUUACUCAAUUUUUAUUAUAAAUGGAGUAAAAACCCUUUAUUAUCGUUAUACGCAUUAAACCAUAGGUUAUGUUAUAUCCUGACUUUCUGUUAUAGGAAAUUAAAAAACAUGGAUCCAAACAUCUAUGCAUUGGUCCUGGAUACAUUGAACCGGGCUACCAGCCAGGACACAGAGAUACUCAAGCCCGCUGAGAAGAAAUUGGAAGAAUGGGAGAUAGAACCUGGGUUCUACUCUGUGCUAUUGAAUGUACUAUCAAACCAUUCUGUUGAUGUAAAUGUCCGUUGGUUGGCGGUGAUGUGCUUUAAAAAUGGCGUCGAUCGUUACUGGCGCCGGAAUGCACCGCAUGCCAUCACUGAUGAGGAGAAGAUGAAACUUCGUAACGGUCUACUCACAUCCAGUAUCCUGAGUGAGCCAGUAGCACAAAUUGCCACUCAGGAAGCUGUGCUUAUUGCUAAAAUUGCCAGGUUUGAUUGUCCAACAAAUUGGCCAAACUUAGUCCCGGAUUUGAUAGGAGCAUUGAAGGCCCCUCAGCCAUUGGUUCAGCAUAGAUCGUUGUUAAUUUUCCAUCAUGUGGUUAAAGCUCUUGCCUCUAAGCGACUAAUUGGCGACAGGAGGACAUUUCAAGAAUUAACUAACUCAGUAUAUGGUUUCAUAUUAAACCUAUGGCACGAGAACACAGAAAUAUUUCUCCGUCACAUCCAAGAGGGUGCGGCAACAGAACUGAUUACUGAACAUUUAGAGAAAGCCCUCCUCUGUCUGCGUGUGCUGAGGAAGUUGACAGUUUUCGGUUUUAGAAGAGCGCACGAGAGUCAGGAUGCUAUUGCAUUUUUGAAUGUUGUGUUCGACCGGGCUAAGACGAGCUUGGAGUGCAGAAAACUCCUUAAAGGUCGCGGCAUAUAUCCGCUCGAACUAUGCGAAAAGUUCAUCAUACACCUAACGAAAGUCGCCCUCGGCGUGCUGUGUUUUCAUCCCUUCUCCUACGUGCCUCUCAUCCGGCCAUCUCUGGAGUUUGCCUUGUACUACUGUUUUACCGAGCAAGGCAUGUCAUUGAUAUAUGAACGGUUUACCAUACAAUGCUUGAAUAUUGUGAAGGGCAUUUUGCAGUGUUUGGAAUUCAAGUUGCCGAAGGGAAUGGAUCAACCCAAGGAGCCAUUGACGUUACAAGCCCACCAGGUUAAAUGCGAAGUACUUACGGAGAGCACAGUGUGCCACAUGUGCAGACACUUGGUGACCCGAUACUUCCUACUAAGUUCUGAUGACCUGGCCCUAUGGGAUGCGGAGCCCGAGAGCUUUGCCACAGAUGAGGCGGGGGAAUCCUGGAAAUAUAGCUUAAGGCCAUGUACAGAAGCAGUGUUUAUGGAACUAUUCCACGAAUACCGGUCUCUCCUUGCCCCAGAACUGGUUCGGUUGCUUGUAUCAUUGCAAGAAACGCCUGUGUCUCCAGAUGACCUCCCGAAUAUACUGAAGAAAGAUGCCAUUUACAAUGCAGUGGGAUUGGCUGCUUUUGAUCUGUAUGAUGAUGUGGAUUUUGAUGAAUGGUUUACCAAUGUGCUAAGCCGAGAGUUGAAAAUUAAAGAUAACAAUUACAGAAUUAUUAGGAGGAGAGUAUGCCAGCUCAUAGGUCAAUGGUGUGGCGUGCGAGCGUCACAGUCUCUCCGGCCAGCAAUGUAUGAGGCUCUGCUGGAACCUCUCACUAGACCGGAUGAAGACCCUGCGGUGAAGCUGGCUGCUGCCGAAGCUUUACGGAGCACCAUAGAUGACUUCAACUUUAAAGUGGAACAGUUCGCGCCGUACGCGCAUCAUGCACUCGCUGCGCUUUAUGAGCUCCUGGUGGAAUCCGAAGAGUGCGACACGAAGAUGCACGUGCUGCACGUGAUCUCGUACGUGAUGGAGCGGUGCGGCGCGCUCGUGAGCCGCGGCGGCGGCGCCAGCGCGCUGUUCGCGUACCUGCCGCAGCUGUGGCAGCACGCCGCCUCGCACCACAUGCUGCGCGCCGCCGCGCUCGCCGCCGUCGUGCAUCUCGUGAAGGCGGUGGGCGAGUGCGCGGAGAGCAUCCGCGGGUGGGUGCUGUGCGUGGUGGGCGAGGCGACGCGCGCGGGCGAGCCGGCGCACGUGUACCUGCUGGAGGACGCGCUGGAGCUGUGGCUGGCCGUGCUGGAGGCGGCGCGCGCGCCCGACCCCGCGCUGCUCGACCUCGCCGCCAACCUCUACCCCAUACUCGAACAAUCGACGGAGCACCUCCGUAUAGUGGUAUACAUUAUGCAAGCGUACGCGCUGCUCUGCCCCGAAGAGUUCUUCUCGUGUGAAGGCGCCAAAUGUAUGGCGCUACUGGACGAUAUGUUGAGCGACAUGCGCACUGAGGGUGUGAUCACCGUGUUGAAGAUGGCCGAGAUAUGCAUCAGUGUUACGUAUCCGGAGAGGAAUCCGUUCUUGGGUGUGGAGGUUAUAUGGCCGAUAUUGAAGCGGGUUAUACACUGUCUUCUAGAAGGCGACGAUUUACCAAUGGUGUUCUCGGUGCAACUGUGCCUGUUAUCCAGAGUGAUCUUGCUAUCCUCGGAACUCUUUUACAAGGCGAUACAGGACGCGGCCAAGAACCUGCCGGAGUACGAGUCCGAUCCGGUGAAAGUGCUCAACAAGCUGUUGCACGUUUGGACUGAGAAGAUGAACUUUGUGACCCAGGUCGAGAGGUGGAAGGUGGUUGGAUUAGGUCUAGCUGCGUUAUUGACGACACAAAAUGCGACCGUUCUUCAGAGAUUCCCCGCGAUACUUCUCAAUUUGACUGAAGUUCUGAAUGACGUCAUGAAAUUGGAAGAUGGUGGCACUUAUGUUGACGGUCUGGUGGCGCCGCCCGGGUCGCGGCCCGCGUCCCCGCUGGAGGGGCGCGGCGCGGCGGCGCGGUGGGGCGCGGCGGAGGGCGCGGAGGGCGGCGAGGGCGCGGGCGCGGCGGCGGCGCGCAGCACGCCGCACGAGGCGCGCCGCCGCCGCCUCGCCGCCGCGCACCCCGCGCACGCGCUCGACCUGCGCGCAGUGACACACCACCAGCUCCAAACGUUGAAGAAUCAAGUUGGUGCGGAGACAUUCGAGAGACUGUUGCAGUCAUCUGAUAAAGACACGUUGCAGCAGCUGAGGGAAUAUAUACCACUUUAAUGACCCACGAAAUUAUAUUAUAUAAUAAAAAAGAACAAACUCCCUUGAAAAUUUGACAAAAUUCUACCGAUGUUAAGUUUGGAUCUUAGAACGUCGAUUAUAACGAAAAUGUAUAAAUUGCUUUUAUUCAAAUUAUUGUAUCUCUUCUUAAUCUUAUUAAGUCUACACUAUAUCUGUCUCACUCUAGUGAAUGACAAAGAAAUAGGAUAGGACAUGGAAUAUUGACUCGUUUAUUCGCAAUUCUAGAAGCGAUGUUUUUCUAUAUGAGUUGUUUUAUAGAUAUUUUUAAUAUAACCAUAAUUCCUUUUGUGGGCUGCUAACGUAAUUUGAAUCGAACUGUUUUAACGCAUUUAUUCUCUAGCAAUAUUAUCGUAUAAAAACAUUUAAAAUAUCUAAAGCUGUUUGAACCACUUUAAAAUAUAUGUACAUUAUUUUAUUGAUAAAUAAUGUAUAAUGAAUAUCUAAAGCCUCAUAUACUUAUGUGAUAUGGAUAUUUCCUAUAACAUAGCUUUAAUUUUAAGUCCAACUAUUCUGUAUAUGUCUUAAAGGUGUUUGUAUUCAUUCAAUAAUUUCUGUUUGCCGAAUUUCUUCCGGAAUGUUCUAUUGUGAUGUUUGUUAUUUUUGGUACUAUAAAAAUAGUAAAUUGGCAAAUAGCAGCCAACCAGCUUUUGACUUUAGAAUAGUUUAUAUUUAUAGCAAUAACUAUUAAAAUUAGAAGUUUUGUAUUAUUUUCUUCUGUUUUUUACAAUGGACUUAAUAGUCGGGAAAAAAGUUGGUUUUCGCUAAAGCGAAGCGAGCUGAAAGCUGGGUGAUAUCAGAAGCAAGCAAUAAACAUUGACAUAUACAGAAUUUCAUGAAAUUCAUCUAUUUUAGCGUCUAGGUUGAUGUAUACUAACACUAAAAUUUUUAAUGUAUUGCCAUCUAGAAUAAAUUGGAAAAAUUGUUAUUAAAAUAAGAGAAAUGGCAAUGAGUAUAGAAAUUAAUAACAGUCCAUUCUUCUAUAAAUGCUUCAUAUGUUGUCAAGUAACUUUAUUAUAGGAAUAUUUCUAUUCUCUCUCGCUCACUCUUAUUGAUAUUUUAUUGCAACAGAGCGAGAUAGCAUAAUAAGCUGACUAGUUAUAUCUGCUUAUAUAUAUUUUUGUUUCUGUAUAAACGAUGUAUGUAUUACAUAUAUUUUUAUAUUUCGAUAAUUGUAAGUUCUGUAUUUAAUGUACAGUUAACGUUGCGUUUUAUUUGCCGAGAUUGUCUAAAUCUUCGAAAGUCAGCACUAAAUUGUAGUUUUAGUCAAAUACGAAUGUAAAAACGAUAUAUAUUGUAUAUGUUAUGUUAUUUCUUUAAAACAUAAGUAUACGAAUAAAAUAUACAUUCGAGAACGACCGCGUUUUGUUUAAAUUGUUUUUAAGCUCGCAUUUGUACCGAUGUUUUUAUAAAAUUUUGUUUAAAGAGGGUUUUGAGAUAUCAUUUUUAUUUAAAGUUACUUUCUUAAAUAUCACUACUGCUGGCUUUACAGUAAUAGUUGAUUAAACUUAUCUGUGAAGAUAUGAAGAUAAAUAAUAAUAUGAAACAUUCAAUAUAAAGCAGAUUCCAAUAACACAUGUGCGUCCCCUCUGAACGGAGCACUACAUUUGAGAAAUCGUUUGAGCAAAGUGACAUGGUGCUGAAUAUAAUCAUUUAGAAUUUCCCAAUGAUUUUGGGGAAUGUGUCGGAUGAAUCGUGUAAAUUGUAUAUUAUACGGUAUUCUCAGUUCAAUUGAGUCGACAUUGCCUUAUCACGUCACUUAUCAGAUAAGUCGGUCAAUCUAUACUCAUAGUUCUCUUAAUUUACCGAUACUAAAAAAAUUGCCACUUAUUCCAUAGAUUGAGCUGUUUGUUGUGCAUUCUUCAAAAAUCUAAUACAAAAUAAACGAUGUAGCAACAUAACUCAAGGGUUUUCUUCGUAUAUAAAUAAUCUACCAAAAUAUUAUAUAAAUUUUUUAAGCUUACUAAUUAAAGUAGGCGGAGAAGAUUUGACGGAGAAAAAAUAUCGGUGGGAAUGCUUGUUCAAUACUUUUUUGUAACUUUUUUUAGGUUUGCUCUAUAGAGAUGUAUAGAAAAUUAAAACAUUUUUUUGAAAAACUGAUU
Messenger RNA from Zerene cesonia (dogface butterfly), 5385 nucleotides. It is a transcript of the gene Impbeta11, whose product is annotated as importin-11. The record is from RefSeq and is a predicted model, not a curated record. The transcript has 17 exons. Gene Ontology annotation, biological process: protein import into nucleus. The coding region runs from base 227 to 3265 and encodes 1012 amino acids. Gene Ontology annotation, molecular function: small GTPase binding. Gene Ontology annotation, cellular component: nuclear envelope; cytosol. NCBI's taxonomy places the organism in Eukaryota, Metazoa, Arthropoda, Insecta, Lepidoptera, Pieridae.